Neltuma alba is the source of this 1772-nucleotide messenger RNA. Its product is annotated as heptahelical transmembrane protein 4. Gene Ontology annotation, biological process: response to hormone. Gene Ontology annotation, cellular component: membrane. The record is from RefSeq and is a predicted model, not a curated record. The transcript has 4 exons. The coding region runs from base 356 to 1546 and encodes 396 amino acids. Gene Ontology annotation, molecular function: signaling receptor activity. NCBI's taxonomy places the organism in Eukaryota, Viridiplantae, Streptophyta, Magnoliopsida, Fabales, Fabaceae.
CUACUCCUCCGUCCGUCGACGACUCCGCAUCUCGUCCAGGGAUCUCGUCUUUUCUUCCAUCGUUAAUCUCUCACCGCAUAGCUGGGAAAUUCGUUUCAUUCCACAGUCAGCUAAUUGGAAUUUUCUCCACUUGCCCUUUUUACCCCCCCCGGGGGGUCGUUUUCCUCCCCCUCCCUCUGUAUUUCAAUAUUUUGUUCUUUUCGCUCUUUACUACAGCUCUUUUCGGCCUUCAAUUUCCUCGCCAGGACAAAUUUCUGAAUAGAUUACAUAUUACAAGAAGAGUCUCCAUCUGAGGGUCGUUCUUAGCUGGUGGUUCUUCGGCUUCAGUUUCUUUCACUUUGUUCAGUAGUAGAGAAUGGCUGGCCAUCAUGCGAAAUAUGACGAUAUGGUAGAGUCUUCUGGAUUAACGAUGGAGAACCAUGGGAGAUGUUCUGCUAGGGCGGGGAAGGGGAAAAGAUUGUGGAAGAAGGUGAAGUACCAACUGGUUGAGUACCACUGCUUGCCGGGUUACUUGAGAGACAAUGAAUACAUUCUAGGUCAUUACCGAUCAGAAUGGCCCUUGAAGCAGGCGUUGCUCAGUGUCUUUAGCAUUCAUAAUGAAACACUGAAUGUUUGGACGCAUUUGAUUGGAUUCUUCCUAUUUCUGGCAUUGACCAUAUACACUGCCAUGAAAGUUCCGAAGGUAGUUGAUCUUCAUUCUCUUCAGCAUUUUCAUGGCAUUGUGAAGAAGGCUGAUCUGCACAAAUUGCAAGAAGAACUUCUGAAAUGCCUUCCUUCAUUGCCCUCAAUGGAUAUGCUUACAUCACUUUCAAGUUGGCAUGUAAAGGAACUUCUGUAUAACUGUUUGCCAGAACGAUUUUCCAGUGGUAAUCAUACUGAUGGUUGUGUUCUGCAUAGUGUGAAGGAGGACCUAGCUAACAUAAUUGCACCGUUGAUGAUGAGACCAAUUACAAGGUGGCCAUUUUUUGCAUUUUUAGGGGGUGCCAUGUUUUGCUUGCUGGCUAGCAGUGUAUGCCACCUCCUCUCUUGUCACUCAGAGCGCAUGGCAUACAUCAUGCUAAGGCUCGACUAUGCUGGAAUUGCAGCUCUGAUAUCCACCUCCUUCUACCCUCCAGUGUAUUACUCUUUUAUGUGCAAUCCCUUACUCUGCAACCUCUACUUACUAUCCAUAACACUGCUGGGUAUCUCCACCAUCUUGUUUUCUCUCCUUCCGGUCUUCCAGAACCCAGAAUUCCGCACAAUACGGGCAUCCCUCUUCUUCGGCAUGGGUCUCUCGGGUGUCGCACCUAUUCUCCACAAGCUUUAUUUGUUCUGGGGUGAACCUGAGGUGUUCCGCACAACAGGGUAUGAGAUUUUGAUGGGCGCUCUCUAUGGGAUUGGAGCGCUAGUUUAUGCUACUAGGAUCCCAGAACGUUGGAAACCUGGGAAAUUUGACAUUGCUGGGCAUAGCCACCAAUUAUUUCAUAUAUUAGUGGUAGCUGGUGCAUACACUCACUAUCGUGCGGGAUUGGUUUAUCUCAGGUGGCGUGACCUUCGUGGUUGUUGAUUCAGUGAGCUUCUAUGCACAUGACGAUGUUAGGGUUUAGCUUAUAGGUACAAUUUGGUCAAUAACAAUGGAGAGUUUACGUCUUCGAAAGAUGUAAAUUUAUGAUAUAGUCGUGCUCCUGGUAGGAGGGGUUUAUGCAUCUGGCCGGGCAUAUUCUGUGUAUGCAUAUUGUAUUCGCAUGAACAAGUCAGUAAUGGAAAUUUACAGUAUGGAUGUUACUCUCUAA